AUGUCUCUAUCACCAGUCCUUGUGGUUCCAGCAUUACUUCCUUUGGCAUUUGCAGCCAACUUGGGAGGAUUCGAUUCACCCAGAGACUCUGGAAACAAUAACGACGACAGUGGAGACACUGCUGAAACCGCUGGAAACACCCAGAACACUCAGAACACCAACGCCAACACAGCUCAGACAGCCACCCAGGGAACCAACACAGCAAACACCAACACUGCUAAUACUGCAACUGCCAACACUGCAACAGCUAACACAGCAACUGCAAACACCAAUACUGCCACAGCCAAUACUGCAACAGCCAACACCAAUACUGCCAACACGAACACAAACACCGCAACUGGCACCCAGACAGGCAAGACAAUCGACACAAGACUCGAGACCACUGGAACGGCAGCAACACAGCAGACUCAGUCUCCUUCAGCAACUCUGUUGGAAACCACUGAUGGCUCUGCAACAUUCAACAAGUGGGGCUUCACUGGUUCUCAAUCUCGUUGGGAGGCCCAAACUGAGACCCAGUCAUCUGCUUCUGGAUCAGAGUCUGAAUCGAAAUCCCACACCGCAUCUAUUCUGGGCAACAACACCUCUGGAGCUAUGAGAAUUGGAGGAGCCACCUCAGAAAUCGGCUGGAAGGCAACUGCUUUUGUUGGUGCAAUUGCCGCAUUGACCAUUGGUCUCCACUCCCUUUAA
Messenger RNA from Candidozyma haemuli, 687 nucleotides. RefSeq lists its product as uncharacterized. The transcript has a single exon. NCBI's taxonomy places the organism in Eukaryota, Fungi, Ascomycota, Pichiomycetes, Serinales, Metschnikowiaceae. Bases 1 to 687 code for a protein of 228 amino acids. The record is from RefSeq and is a predicted model, not a curated record.